This is a messenger RNA of Capronia coronata CBS 617.96, 1299 nucleotides long. RefSeq lists its product as uncharacterized. The transcript has a single exon. NCBI's taxonomy places the organism in Eukaryota, Fungi, Ascomycota, Eurotiomycetes, Chaetothyriales, Herpotrichiellaceae. The record is from RefSeq and is a predicted model, not a curated record. Gene Ontology annotation, molecular function: FAD binding. Bases 1 to 1299 code for a protein of 432 amino acids.
AUGCUUGCCUUGAAAGUCCUCGUUGUGGGUGGGGGCGUGGCCGGUCCAGCCCUGGCGCACUGGCUGUCGCGUAUAGGCGCCAACGUUACUCUCACUGAGCGCUCUCCGCAGAUGCGAGCAUCUGGUCAACAGGUGGACCUUCGCGGUCAAGGGGUGGCUAUGAUGAAGAAAAUGGGCAUCGAAGCUGCUGUGCGGGCAGUAUCUAUCCAUGAACCCGGCACGCAGCUCAUCGAUGUCAACGGCCGCACUAAGGCAUUCUUCCCAGCCGCGAUGGGCAGUACCGGGAAGCAAAGUAUCACAUCAGAGUACGAGAUCAUGCGCGGCGACCUGGUGAGGAUUCUGUACGGACUCACGGAGAAUCGGCCAAACGUCCGGCAUCUGUUCAAUACGACUAUCGAGCGCUUCACGCAGGACGAUGAGAACGACCCCAACGGCAAAGUCCAUGUGAGCUUUCGGGACGGCCGCCAGGAAGACUUUGAUCUGGUUGUUGGUGCCGACGGAACUGGUUCAAAGACCCGCGCAAUGAUGCUGAGUCCAGACGAUCCUGAUCCGCGGCGUUUGCGUGGAGGGUAUAUUGGCUAUUUCAGCAUCCCCUCGCAGCCCGGCGACUCGGAUCGGUUCACUUUCUGCCAUUUGCCUGGGGGCCGCGUGGCCCGUGUCAUUGGCACGAGAAAGGACGUCCCCGACCUGACGCGGGUAUAUAUGCAGAUGCGUGGGAAAGAUGCUGUCGUCGAUGCAGCAUCGAAGGCGGGAGAUCUUGCUCAGCUAAAGAAUGCUUUAGCCGAUCUGUAUCAAGACGGUGGGUGGGAAUGUGAACGCUUCACGAAUGCACUACGGCAUGCACCGGAGGCUGAUGACCUGUACUUCACACCGUUCGUGGAGGUUCAGCUUCCCCCAGGAUCCUGGUCGAAGGGGCGUGUUGUCCUGAUCGGUGACGCAGCACACUCCUCGACAGCGGACGGAUACGGCUGUACAUGGGGCUUGGUAGGGCCCUAUAUCCUGGCCGGCGAGAUUGCGACGCUGUUGAAGCAGAAGUCCUCGCCCACAGCGGCCGUGGUUCCGGGGGCGAAGAACUAUGAGGAGAGGUUCAGACCAGUAGCCACGGCGACGCAUGGGGGCAGCCAGGUGGCUGAGUCUCUGUUUUUCCCCACAUCGAGCGUCGGAAUCUGGAUGCUGCACACGGUUGCAAGAAUGGCGGCGUACUGGCAACUCGACCAGAUGGGCGGCCUGAGUGAGAAGACAUCGAAAUGGCAACUCCCAGAAUAUCCCGAGCUGGAAAGAGAGCAGGGUGAAGCCUGA